Prunus mume (Japanese apricot) is the source of this 1620-nucleotide messenger RNA. Lineage: Eukaryota; Viridiplantae; Streptophyta; Magnoliopsida; Rosales; Rosaceae. The record is from RefSeq and is a predicted model, not a curated record.
AUGCUGCUGGAGGCGCCAUUUUUACCUAAUAAGCUCGUUGUUUCUCAGAUUAACUACACAUCUCACGAAAUUGAAGCAGCACCUGAUGAUGGUUGCUGGCCGAGGGAGGUUUUUUACAGUAAUGGUUCUUUUCCCUUUGAAUUCCUUGGCCGCGCAACCUUAUUCAGUUGUCCACCGUCAUCAGUAAGAGGAGAUGAUUAUAGUGAUAUGUGUAUGGUGAGAUUGAGCCCUUGCCAUGGCAACAACCCUGGCAACCAUAUUUUUGCCGUCAGUAGUCAUAAGGAAUAUUGUAUGAUUGAUGAAAUGCCCCUAGUGUCUUGUACCAAGAUAGAUGACUACACAUUAGAUCCUGCAGAUACAUCAGAUUUUCCUCUUCGUCAACUGAUGAAGCUGCGUUGGUCCAUACCAGUAUGUGAACAUUGUUUAGAGAUGGGCAAGACAUGUGGAUUCAAGAUGAAUGAAUUCACACAUCAGACUACUGACCAAGCUGAAUGUUUAGAUGUGUCCAGAGGACGUAAUCUUGGAAGAAGGACAACCCUGAAGAUGUUAGGUAUUUCCGCACUCUGUUUAGUUCUAAUAGCGAUGGGGACGACAAUCUGCUAUGCCUACAACUCAAACAAAAAGGAAAAAGAAAAUCAGCUUAGAAUUGAAAGAUUUUUGGAUGAAUACAGAGCGAUGAAGCCAAGUAGAUAUUCCUAUGCUGAUAUUAAGAGGAUAACAAGUCAAUUCAAGGAAAAGUUGGGUCAAGGUGCCUACGGAACAGUGUUCAAAGGAAAGCUUUCCUCUGAGUUACUUGUUGCUGUGAAAAUCCUCAACAAUUCAAAUGAAAAUGGGGAAGAUUUCAUAAACGAAGUGGGGACAAUGUGUCAAAUCCACCAUGUCAAUGUGGUUCGCUUGGUUGGAAUUUGCGCCGACGGAUUUAUUCAUGCUCUUGUUUACGAAUACUUACCAAAUGGUUCUUUGCAAAAUUUCUUAUCAUCAGCAGAUAAUAAGAAUUCAUUCAUUGGUUGGGAUAAGUUGCAAGAUAUCGCUCUAGGAAUAGCUAAAGGAAUUGAAUAUCUUCACCAAGGAUGCGACCAACGAAUCCUGCACUUUGAUAUCAAACCACAAAAUGUAUUGCUAGACCAAGAUUUCACUCCAAAAGUUUCUGAUUUUGGUUUAGCCAAGUUUUGUGCUAAGGAUCAAAGUGCAAUAUCGAUGACUACAGCUAGGGGGACCAUGGGCUACAUUGCACCUGAAAUCUUCUCAAGGAACUUCGGCAAUGUCUCCUAUAAGUCGGAUGUCUAUAGUUUUGGAAUAUUGUUGCUUGAAAUGGUUGGAGGCAGAAAAAACUUCAAAGUCAUGGAGGACUCCACUAGUCAAGUCUACUUCCCAGAAUGGAUCUAUAACCUUUUAGAGCAAGGCAACGACCUACGAAUCCAUAUCGGUGAUGACGAAGGAGAUGUCACAAUUGCUAGGAAACUCGCAAUUGUGGGUCUGUGGUGCAUCCAAUGGCAUCCAAUAGAUCGUCCUUCAAUGAAGGUUGUAGUUCAAAUGCUGGAAAGAGAAGGUGAGAAUCUAGCAAUGCCUCCUAAUCCUUUUGCCAGCACUUCGAGUUGAAGGAGAAUAUAAUAUGAACAG